AUGCCUCGAUUAAAGGCUAUAACGACAGGAUCGGUUCCGUCGUUCCUAGACGUAAUCCUGAACAUUGCCGAAUCCGAUACAACCUCUACUCUCGCCUACCAAGACACGUGGCUCGCUCAGCUAAAAGCACGAGAUGAUAAACUUGUUAUGUAUGGUGAUGAUACUUGGCUCAAGCUCUUUCCUGGCAUGUUUGAUAGGGCCGACGGGACCACAAGUUUCUUUGUGUCUGACUUCACUGAAGUUGACAACAAUGUGACACGCCAUAUUCCCGAGGAGCUUCAACAUAGUGACUGGUCCGCGCUCAUUAUGCAUUACCUAGGACUGGAUCAUAUUGGACAUAAGGCAGGUCCGAAAAGUCCAUACAUGAUGUCAAAGCAACAGGAGAUGGAUUCCAUCGUCUCCCAAGUAUAUUCGGCCAUAGAGCAAGAAGAGCAUCUCCAGUCAACGCUUUUCGUUUUGUGCGGGGAUCACGGCAUGAAUGACGCCGGUAACCAUGGUGGUUCAUCCACUGGUGAAACUUCAGCAGCCUUGCUUUUCGUGUCUCCAAAAUUCAAAGCUAGGGGAGUCCAAAAAGAGAGCCCCGUAGAAGCGUUUAACGAACUUCAAUACUAUCGUACCAUCGAGCAGACGGACAUUACACCGACUUUGGCUGGGCUCCUUGGAUUGCCUAUUCCAUUGAAUAGUCUGGGGGUUUUUAUACCAGAAUUUCUGGUAAUGUGGGACCAUGGGUUCGAAAGGGUCCAUAUUCUGUUGGAAAAUGCCAAGCAAUUACUGAGGACAAUAAAGGCGACUUUUCCAAGUUACACUUUUGAGUCUAGUGCGAUACGGUCUACUUGCGAAUCCGGACCUUCUACGGAUAUGGAAGAAGCUCAAUGCGCUUGGUCCCAAGUCCACGAACUGCUACACGAAUCCCAUACGGAUGAAAUACCCUCUUUAAUCCAAGCAGCUCUCUUGCGCUUCUUGAGGAUCUCCCAAAGUGUGAUGAGCAGCACCGCCGGAAAUUACGAUCUCCAGAGACUCUAUCUAGGGAUUUUCGCCGCAGGCGUUGCUGCUCUACUUUCUUUCCCUGCGACAUACAGAUUGUUAGCGAGUUCCCAUUAUUCAGGGUCAUUCCUCUUGUUCAGCAUCUUCGGCUAUAGCGCUAUGAUGUUCGCUAGUAGCUACGUGGAGGAAGAGCAACAGUUCUGGUACUGGAUCUUCACUGGAUGGAUAUUUUACCUACACAUCAAGUCCAACGGAUAUCAAGGUAAAUGUCUCACCUCUGACCAUAUGCUCAAAGAAGACCGCCAAUUGCUUUCUUUAUUUUCCGCAGCAGGAACAAUCGGGCUUGGAAUCACCUAUCGAAUUCUAAGACGAUGGAAUCAAACGGGCCAGAAGCUUGCGGCUGAACCGGACAUUGCCCGGACUUUCUUCUCUGCUCAUCAGGAUACCCUCUGGUUCCUAGUUAUUUUAACAUAUGCCAACACCUACAAGCAUCUACUUAUCAGCUCGCCUUCCCCAUUGGUCUGGCGUCUGGUCAGUCUUUUUGCGACGUUAGUCGCGUUUAUCUUCAAACUUACGUUUGUGGCAUCCGACUCCCCUGAACUCCUCGGUGAAUCUUUCCUAGGUCCCUUGGCAGAUACAGUCGGUCAUGUAUCGCUGGUGCUACAGGCGAGGGUCGUUUUCUGUGGAGUUGCCUUGAUGGUUCUAUAUGCAAUGGUCACUAGGAGUGGCAUAUUACGGGUUUCCGAUAAACAUAAAGGCAAGUCAUAA
Molecule: messenger RNA, 1752 nt
Organism: Aspergillus chevalieri
Lineage: Eukaryota; Fungi; Ascomycota; Eurotiomycetes; Eurotiales; Aspergillaceae
Gene: las21
Product: mannose-ethanolamine phosphotransferase LAS21
Exons: 4
Coding region: 1-1752 (583 amino acids)
Biological process (GO): GPI anchor biosynthetic process
Cellular component (GO): endoplasmic reticulum membrane
Source: RefSeq, a predicted model, not a curated record